This is a messenger RNA of Anthostomella pinea, 837 nucleotides long. Lineage: Eukaryota; Fungi; Ascomycota; Sordariomycetes; Xylariales; Xylariaceae. The record is from the annotation of a GenBank genome assembly.
AUGCCUACUGCCACCUCAGAUCUCAGCACAGGAUCUGACGUGCCAAUGAGCAACCAGACCAAGCCUCUGGCUGGCAAGGUGGCUCUGAUCACCGGCGCCGGCCGAGGUAUCGGGCGCGGCAUCGCCCUCGAGCUCGGUAAGCGCGGUGCCUCCAUCGUAGUCAACUACAGCCGCAGCUCCAGCUCGGCCGAGGAGGUCGUCGCCGAGCUCGGCAAGCUGGGCUCCAAGUCGGUCGCCAUGCAGGCCGACAUCACCAAGCCCGCGGAGAUCGCGGGCCUCUUCGAGAAGGCCUUGGCGCACUUUGGCCAGAUCGACUACGCCGUGUCCAACUCGGGCAUGGAGGUCUGGUGCGAGGAGACCGAGGUGACGCAGGAGCUCUUCGACGAGGUCUUCAGCCUCAACUGCCGCGGCCAGUUCUUCGUCGCGCAGCAGGGCCUCAAGCACUGCAACGAGGGCGGCCGCAUCGUGCUGACCUCGUCCAUCGCCGCCCAGAUGGCCGGCAUCGGCAAUCACGCGCUGUACGCCGGCUCCAAGGCCGCCGUCGAGGGCUUCACGCGCGCCUUCGCCGUCGACUGCGGCCCGCGCCGCAUCACCUGCAACGCCAUCGCCCCCGGCGGUAUCCAGACCGACAUGUUCGACGAGAACAGCUGGCACUACGUGCCUGGCGGCCACAAGGGCAUGGACAUCAACCACAUCAAGGACGGCCUGCGCAAGAUGUGCCCCCUGGACCGUGUCGGUGUCCCCGCUGACAUCGGCAAGGCCGUCUACUGCCUGAUCAGUGAGGAGGGCGAAUGGAUCAAUGGCCAAGUUAUCCGCUGCUCAGGUGGUGGCGUUUAG